AAGUUCUCAACCCUGGUGGCAUGAUCGGUAGUUGUGUGCUGGAAGUUGAAGAGAUACCCUGACUAGGAGACAAGUGCAUUAUCCCAUUGAAAACGCUCUGAUAGUAAUGGUUCUACAAUUUUUCUUCUUUGGUCUCCUGUGUUGUGUAUGGGCGCAAGAUAUCAUCUUUGAGAAAGAAGAUGAUGUUUGCCAGUUGCCCGGCGGAAGAAACGGCAUAUGCAGAAAUCUCUCUUUGUGUCCCGAAGCCUACGAAGAUUACCCGAGAGUGAGUCCCGUUAUCUGCAGAUUCGACAGGAGAAUGCCUGUCGUUUGCUGUCCGGUAAAAGGUCCAAUCACUGGCGAGCCACCUGCAAAUAUUUCAGUUCCACUGCACGACCUCUCUGCCCCGCCUGUGGACUUCUCUUGUGGCGAUUCCUUCCCCGAAGUUGUUUUUAUACUGACAGGUAGUGGAUGUCCCAAUUGUGGGCCUGGCGGAUACCCGGCGCGCGAGGUCACUGCCAAAUAUUCAGCUCUUGUAGGAUCUCGAGAAGAGGAUGGGUCCUUCGACUGGUUCUGUUCAGGCGUCCUGAUCAACCGCCAGUGGGUCUUAACAGCUGCUCACUGCUUCUCUUACAAGCCUAUAAAUGUAGUCCGUUUAGGGGAGCACGACUACAGAAACAUGAGCGACGGUGCGAAUGAGGUUGACUUCGACGUGGGGGAAAAGUUCUUGUAUCCUGAGUUCAAGGAACCACAAGGAUAUCAUGACUUGGCCCUGCUUAAGCUCGCCCGCCCUGCGCGCCUUCAUAGGUUCGUAAAUCCGGUUUGCCUUCCCUGGGGUGAUGCGAGAAACAGACGUCUGUUAAAUGAGAAGGUUUCUCUCACAGGAUGGGGAGCUUUGGAAUUCGGUGGCAAAGGCAGCUCAAUUAUUCAGGAGGUCAACGUUACUGUAUUUUCGACCUCUGUCUGUGACCAGAGUUACUCUACUUUGAGAGACUACAGGAUUGUGUGGCCAAGGGGCAUUGGUGAGACCGUCCUUUGCGCAGGAGAUCCUCAAGGGGGCAAGGAUGCCUGUCAGGGAGAUUCCGGUGGUCCUGUCACGUACCUCAAUAAGGAGAAGAAAUACGUCUUGGCAGGAGUGGUUUCUCUAGGUUACGGGUGCGGCCUCAGCCAAUUUCCAGGAAUUUACGCCGACAUCCGUCAUCCGCCGUAUCUCUCGUGGAUCAAGAGAGUGGCAUUCACGUGAAAUGGCUUUGCUGCUGCGCGGAAACUUUAGAUGGCGUUCUUUCAUGAUUAGCACGCGUUGAAAAUUGGGAAAGACAUAAAUUAAAGGACUGAUAAGUCUUAUAUAAUUGCAAAUGGAAGUAAUCAACCGUUUGACAGCCCGGUUUUCUAUGUUACAACAAUAUUGGUUAUAUUCCCAGAUAUUUAUCGCGUUUUAAGGAAUAAAGCAAGGAGGAGUAUCUUAUUUAUCUUUAUUGAAGAAUAUUUCGACUUGUGACUCUUUGGGCGCUAUGAACCUUGUAAGUAUGUAUUCAAUUCAUAUAUGGAUGUAUAUUUAACUGAUGUCAGUAUGUUGUGAAGUAUACAUUUUCCACAA
Messenger RNA from Macrobrachium nipponense, 1576 nucleotides. RefSeq names its product venom protease-like. Lineage: Eukaryota; Metazoa; Arthropoda; Malacostraca; Decapoda; Palaemonidae. The record is from RefSeq and is a predicted model, not a curated record. The coding region runs from base 107 to 1222 and encodes 371 amino acids. The transcript has 9 exons. Gene Ontology annotation, molecular function: serine-type endopeptidase activity. Gene Ontology annotation, biological process: proteolysis.